This is a messenger RNA of Lindgomyces ingoldianus, 1554 nucleotides long. RefSeq names its product Clavaminate synthase-like protein. The transcript has a single exon. NCBI's taxonomy places the organism in Eukaryota, Fungi, Ascomycota, Dothideomycetes, Pleosporales, Lindgomycetaceae. The coding region runs from base 1 to 1554 and encodes 517 amino acids. Gene Ontology annotation, molecular function: 2-oxoglutarate-dependent dioxygenase activity. The record is from RefSeq and is a predicted model, not a curated record.
AUGGCUGGUACAGACGCAUCUUCGCUAAACAAGAUCAUCGCACUAAUCCGCAGCGACCUUACUAACUCGCAGGGUGACAAGUCAAUACUCGAAUGCGGGAGCCCCGCCCUUUACCUUCUCCCACAACACCCAGACAUGUGCCUGCAAUUGGCUCACCAGAAGUUACUCUGCGUACCAUAUAAGGACGUGAAGGAAUGUUGGCGCCGACUGUAUACGGACGCGGCGCUCUGGAAGGUAGUGGCGGUGCUCGAGAAACAAGAGAUUUCUGGGGACGGAAGUAAAGAGCUGGAGGGCGCGGGGCAAGAGCUGAAAGAGCAGGAUGAUUGGAUUACAGAGGUUGUGAAGAUUAUAGAUAUGGCGCUUAUUUUGACGGGCGCACCACUGAGGGAGGAUUUGGUCGUGGAUGUCUUGGACGCGUUAAAGGGUGUUAUUGCGGAGCAAACCGAUGGACCUAAACGUCCUUUCAAAAGGCAGAGAUUGGACACAGAGCACCCAGCAUCUCUAAGAGCAUCUGGAUACCCGCUGGUGUUUCCUUCUACCAUCCGACUUACCCCAAAACUCCGGUUUCCCAUUCCCCGCAUCAACAAUAUGAGCCUCGAAGAAUUCCAGACUCGCAUUUUGAAUCCAGAAACCCAGACACCAAUCAUAAUCACCGGCGCCAUUGAUCACUGGCCGGCUUUAGAAAGUAGGUCAUGGAGCAAUCCAGCAUACCUCCUUUCUCAUACCCUCAAUGGGCGGCGCCUUGUCCCUGUGGAAAUCGGGCGGAGCUAUACCGAUCAUGGCUGGGGGCAAAAGAUUCUCAGCUUUGGGGAGUUCAUGAGGGACUACAUGUUUGAUUCAAGAUCGGAUAACGACAGGAAAUCCGGAAUCCCAGAUGCCCUAACCACUUCCAACACUUCACGACAUCCACCUUCAAAAUCUUCUCGAUCACAAACUGGGUAUCUAGCCCAACACGACCUUUUCACUCAAAUUCCCUCCCUUCGAAACGAUAUCUCCAUCCCUGAUUACUGCUACUGCGAGCCCCCUUCCUCACACCCUCCAUAUCCAUCUCAAUCCUCUCCCUCCAUGCCAGCGGUCUCUAAACUCGACAUCCCUCUCCUAAACGCCUGGUUCGGUCCCAGUGGUACCAUAUCCCCUCUCCACACUGACCCCUACCACAACAUCCUCGCGCAAGUCGUAGGCUUCAAAUACGUCAGGCUAUACCCACCCGGGCAGACUGAAUUUCUUCAUCCUCGGGGGCUGGAAGAGAAUGGAGUUGAUAUGAGUAAUACUUCUCAAAUAGAUUUAGAUGAAGCUAUGCAUCUAUUUCCUAGGCUGUCACCUUUCCGGAGAGAAGGGGGGGGUGGAAGUCUGACUAAUCAUGAAGAGUGGGAAAUGGGUGAAGGUGAGGAAGGUGAGCAAAUUGCCUUCGAAGAGCAAUUUCCAGGCUUCCGGAACGCGAUAUAUGUUGAGGGCAUGCUGGCGCCAGGAGAAUGUCUGUAUAUCCCAGAGAAAUGGUGGCAUUACGUGCGGAGCCUGAGCCCGAGUUUCAGUGUUAGCUUUUGGUUCAACUAA